AUGAAGUUAGCAACAUUUCCUCAUUGCGUGCUGUUGUUGUUCACUACAAGCUUGGUGCAAGAUUGCCAAAAAUAUCGUUACCAGACGAUCAACACAGCGGAGGCGAUUCCACUGACAUUGAAUCCGUCGCCGAUUAUAUUCCAAACGUUCAACUGUUUCAAAUCCGUUAGCUUGAUUGUAGGUGGCGAGGAGGCCAAGAAAGGCGAGUUUCCACAUCAUGCUCUGCUUGGUUAUCCGAAGGAGGAUUUUCCGGAUCAGUUUGAAUUCAAAUGUGGUGGAUCACUGAUUAGUGAACGAUUUGUUCUCACGGCAGCUCAUUGCAUGAGAUCUGGCCGACCAAAAAUCGUUCGUUUGGGUGAACAUGACCUACGAAAUGAGGAGGGCAAUCGGGCCGAUAUCGGAAUAGAAUCUACAAUGAGACACCCGCACCAUAAGUUUUCAUUAUCUUACCAUGAUAUCGCUUUGAUCAAGCUCAACCAACGGAUUCCAUUUUCGCCGUAUAUACGACCAGCAUGUUUGUGGGAUGAUAUGCACUUCAAUGUUUCCUCAGCGAUUGCUACUGGGUUUGGAUAUACCGAGUUUUUGGGUGCCCAUCCAUCCGAUGUACUACGCAAAGUUCAACUGGAUUUCCUGGAGAAAGAAGUAUGUCAGGGGCAGUUUUUAGGAAUGAAAAAAUUCUCCAUAGGUAUUCAAGACGGACAACUGUGCAUUGGCAGCAAGCGUAAAGGCAGAGACACUUGUGAGGGGGACUCCGGUGGUCCGUUGCAGAUCAUAACGGAGCCAAAGGGUUGCAUAUACUACGUGCUUGGAGUAACUUCUGUUGGUACCGGGUGUGGUACGGGAGUAUCGCCUGCUGUAUACACCAGUGUUGCCAGUUAG
Wyeomyia smithii (pitcher-plant mosquito) is the source of this 879-nucleotide messenger RNA. RefSeq names its product serine protease snake-like. The record is from RefSeq and is a predicted model, not a curated record. The coding region runs from base 1 to 879 and encodes 292 amino acids. Gene Ontology annotation, molecular function: serine-type endopeptidase activity. The transcript has 3 exons. NCBI's taxonomy places the organism in Eukaryota, Metazoa, Arthropoda, Insecta, Diptera, Culicidae. Gene Ontology annotation, biological process: proteolysis.